CAUGCUAAAAAGAACCCAAAAGUAUAUGGGAAUGGAUUUCUGUGUGAGUUGGUUGUGAGCUGCUAGCGUAAGAGACAACAUGGGCCUGUAUGAAGCAGCUUUCCUCCUGGGAGCCCUCAUCAGCACUGUCAGUGGGUCUGAGGUGGAAGGCUACACCAAAACAGAAGGUGCAUGGGUGCUCUCACUGAACAAAAGACAGUAUACAGUAAACACUGUGGCUGAGUGUGUGGCCAAAUGUAAUGCUGAAACAUCUUUCACAUGCAAGUCUUUUGCAUAUGUGCAGAAGGAUCAAGAGUGCUGGACAGCAGCAUCAAACUCCAAAACAGAGCUUGUCCUGCGUAGAAGCAGCUCAGCUUUAUAUGAAAAAAAUGAAUAUCUGUUGGAGUGCGUAAAUGGCAUAGGAACAGAUUACAGAGGAACAAAGACCAGAACAAAAUCAGGAAAACUGUGUCAGAGAUGGGAAGCAAAAACACCACACCGGCCCAACAUUACACCCCAAUCCCACCCCCGAGCAGACCUAGAGUCUAAUUUCUGUAGAAACCCUGAUUCGGACAGGGGUGGACCCUGGUGUUACACCACUGACCCUGACACCCGCUGGGAGCACUGCAAUGUAUCCAACUGUAAAGAGGAGUGCAUACAUUGCAGCGGUGAGGACUACAGAGGAAAAACCUCCACCACUGAAAGUGGUUACAUCUGCCAACGCUGGGACUCCCAGAAACCUCACAACCAUGGCUACAACCCCAGCGCUCUCCCAGACAAAUAUCUUGAGGAGAACUACUGCAGAAACCCAGAUGGAGAUCCCAGGCCAUGGUGCUUCACCACCAGCCCAUCCAAACGAUGGGAAUUCUGCGCCAUUCCCCGCUGUACAUCUGAGCCUCCCACCAUCAUCCCGGAGCUGACCUGUGUCACGGGCGAAGGGCAAACAUACCGCGGCACAAUGGCUGUAACCGAGAGUGGAAAAACGUGCCAGACCUGGUCGGCUCAGACGCCACAUAAACACAGCCGGACCCCAGAAAACUACCCCUGCAAAAGUCUUGAUAGUAACUACUGCCGUAACCCCGACAAUGAGAGGAUGCCGUGGUGUUAUACCACUGACCCAGACACCCGGUGGGAGUACUGCAGCGUGCCACGCUGUGGAGACACUCCUGAUCUAGGUGAAGGUGUGAUCCCCCCUGAGGGUGAAGACUGCUAUGAAGGGAACGGGGCUAAUUAUCGGGGAAUAACAUCAGAGACCAUCAGUGGGAAAAAAUGCCAAAUGUGGACUUCCAUGACUCCUCACAGACAUAACAAAACCCCACGAGAGUUCCCCGCAGCGGACCUGAGGAGAAAUCUAUGCAGGAACCCUGACGGAGACCGAGCACCCUGGUGUUACACCACAGACCCUAAGGUCCGCUGGGAGUACUGCAACCUGGAGAAAUGCUCCCAAAAGCUCCCAGGAGCACCAGCCAUCCCUGUUCCUGAACCUCAGGCCACUAGUGGCCCAGAAGAGAGAGACUGCAAGACUGGAAAUGGAGAAACGUACAGAGGUCCAACCUCCAUGACGGUUUCGGGUGUGACUUGCCAGGCAUGGAGUGCUCAGAGUCCUCAUGCACACAGCAGCUUCACACCACAGACCCACCCUACCAAGGGUCUGGAAGGCAAUAGCUGCAGAAACCCAGACAACGAUGGGAACGGACCAUGGUGCUACACUACUGACAGGAACAAGAAGUGGGACUACUGCCAGAUCCCCGACUGUGCUGGAUUGGAUUGUGGAACACCGGUUAUCAAACCAAAACGCUGUUUUGGACGUAUUGUUGGCGGUUGUGCUUCUAAACCUCACUCCUGGCCCUGGCAAAUCAGUCUCCGGACCAAUACUGGAAUCCAUUUCUGUGGAGGAACUCUGAUUGAUCCUGAGUGGGUCCUCACUGCUGCACACUGCCUGGAGAGGUCCAAGCGUCCUUCAGCAUAUCAGGUCGUCAUGGGUAUCCACACUGAAGCAGCCAAUGAGCUAUCAAAACAAGAGAGGCAGCUGGAGAAACUGGUGUUAGGACCCAAUGGAGCCGAUAUCGCUCUGCUCAAACUACAGAGACCUGCUCUAAUUAAUGACAAAGUGCUGCCUGCUUGCCUACCAGAGAAGGACUACAUUGUGCCCAGUAGAACUGAGUGUUACGUUACCGGAUGGGGUGAGACUCAAGGCACAGGGGGUGAAGGUGUCCUGAAGGAAGCUGGCUUCCCUGUGAUUGAGAAUAAGGUCUGUAAUCGUCCAUCGUACCUGAACGGCAGAGUCAAAGAUCAUGAAAUGUGUGCUGGAAAUAUCGAAGGAGGAACUGACAGCUGCCAGGGCGACAGCGGAGGUCCUUUGGUUUGUUAUUCACAGAACAGGUACAUCCUGCAGGGCGUGACAUCGUGGGGUUUGGGAUGCGCCAAUGCCAUGAAACCUGGCGUCUACGCUCGAGUCUCAAAGUUUGUGGACUGGAUCGCUGAAACCAUGAAAGCCAACUAAAAGCUAUCCACCAUCAAAUUUGUUGUGCUAUUUGGGGAUGUCUAAAUGUAUGUGUGCCAUUUGUGAUUAAAGUUACUGUUACUUGA
Messenger RNA from Melanotaenia boesemani (Boeseman's rainbowfish), 2568 nucleotides. It is a transcript of the gene plg, whose product is annotated as plasminogen. Gene Ontology annotation, biological process: proteolysis. Gene Ontology annotation, molecular function: serine-type endopeptidase activity; signaling receptor binding. The transcript has 19 exons. Gene Ontology annotation, cellular component: extrinsic component of plasma membrane. NCBI's taxonomy places the organism in Eukaryota, Metazoa, Chordata, Actinopteri, Atheriniformes, Melanotaeniidae. The coding region runs from base 80 to 2482 and encodes 800 amino acids. The record is from RefSeq and is a predicted model, not a curated record.